AUUCUAUCUGCAUUAUUGACAUCGACAUCAACCGCACCGCCACCACACUACCCUCAUUGAAUGGCCGCUGUUUACCGCGGAUGAACAAUCCAUAGCCAGCUCGGUGUCUCCCUUUCGAUACACUUGGCCCAGGCGCAAUGAGCUUACGCCGGCAGGCCAGCCGCAUUGGCGGGUUUCUUUCUCAGCUCGAAAACUCCAAUUCGCUGCGAAAGUUCACCAUUAAAGACUCCAAGACACUCGAUCCCACAAAAAUCCCGUCAUGGAGUCUCGUCCGCUACCCGCCCGUCGACCCCAAAACCGUUAUUCAAGGCAAGCCCCGUAACCCUGCGUCCGUCGCCUACAAGGAAUACCAGAAACUUGAAGGUGCCCGACUGCGGAAGGCAUUGAAUCGAAUCACCCAUGGCCGGAACAUUUUUGUCUAUAACAAUUUGAGGACAAAUCAAGUUGUUUACUCACUGACCCGGUAUCUUGAGAAAAACACUGUCUUAGCGCAAAUGAUAUUCCACGGGAAGAAAACCGUCCCUGCCACCCUCCGGAAGGAUGUUUGGGUUCCAUUCUACUCGGUUCACUUUGAUGAUGCCAAAGUCGGCCUGCGUGCCUACCAUCUUCUGCGCGAAUUCUCGAAACAGCGGCAAUUAGCUCCACCACGAGAAAUGGUGACUAUUACGCAAGAGUGGCUGGAUAAGAGGAAGCCCAGAAAUCCCGAGAAAGUCGAGGAAUUCGAGGAGGAAUGGAAAGACCGGGUUGGAUCCUUGAUGAAGCCACGGGAUAGAGCACGAGCCGUGAUGGACCAAAAGGCCACUAGCGUCGCAGAUGUUGCCGCCGUAAUUGCCAUUCAAGAAGAAGAGAUUGCAAAUGGAUUUGCAUCGGGAAAGAGAGGUUAUAUCACACGGAAGGCUCGUAAGCGUAGGCGGCACGCGAGAAAAUUGGAACAAGAAGCUACGGAAGCCGCCGCGAAGCGUGUCGGUGAAUUCGAAAAGACACUUCAACGGGCCGCGGAUAUCAAGAUCGAGGAUCCCACGGGCGUAGGAGAGUAUGCCGUGGAAGCAAAGCAGGUUAAGAUUCUGUGGAACGAUCUUCAUGAUGCGCAAUACGCCCGGUCAUGGCCGGAGCGUGUUAGUCAUGGUGAGCUGGAGUUGGCCAGGGAUCAUAUUCUUCCUGGCCAGAAGGGCAUGGGUGAGGGUGUUAUAGCUCAUGGUGAAUUCGUGGAAAAGGAAGCCACUCCUUGAGGCUUUCCUAAAUAAACAAACCAAUCUGAGUCCAUAAUCUAUGGUGAGAUACAGCCGGAAGAACUUUCUUUGUUCAUGCAAUUGCAUUUUUUUUUUGCAUCUUAUUGUAUCAUAUGUAUCAUGUACCAUGACUUCGUUUAGCUGCGUUUUGGCGCUGGGGAGGCUGGCUACAAUAGGAUAAGUCUCUUGCUGAAAAUAAAACCGCAUUUUG
This is a messenger RNA of Talaromyces proteolyticus, 1440 nucleotides long. RefSeq names its product transcriptional regulation of mitochondrial recombination-domain-containing protein. Lineage: Eukaryota; Fungi; Ascomycota; Eurotiomycetes; Eurotiales; Trichocomaceae. The transcript is spliced from 2 exons. The record is from RefSeq and is a predicted model, not a curated record. Gene Ontology annotation, molecular function: structural constituent of ribosome; single-stranded DNA binding; DNA strand exchange activity. Gene Ontology annotation, biological process: DNA recombination; positive regulation of mitochondrial DNA replication. The coding region runs from base 138 to 1229 and encodes 363 amino acids. Gene Ontology annotation, cellular component: nucleus; mitochondrial large ribosomal subunit.